AUGUCAGACUUAUUUGUGGAUUUAUUCCCCACUGAUUUUUCAAAAUUAUAUGUAUUCACUUCAAUUUCACUUGUAUGUGGUUUGAUCUACUUAUCAAGUAAAGUCAACAAAACAAUUCAUUCCAUUUUGGUAUUCUGUUGGGCAUGCUUUGUUAAACCAUUGAUUCAAAAAAAGACUGUCAAACAUGCACUGGCUAAAAAUCAACAACAAUCACUUGAAAUGUUCUACCAAAGUCAAGCUCAUAUUUAUGAUACAACCAGACAAUUAUUAUUAAAGGGAAGACAAGAAUGUCUUCAAUUAUCAAUUUCUCAUUUAUCCAAAAAGAAUGAUCUUGUUUGGAUCGAUAUCGGUGGAGGAACAGGUUCUAAUAUCGAAUAUAUGGAUAAAAUAAGUUCAAUUGCCAAAAAUUUCAAAGUAGUAUAUUUAGUUGAUCUUUCACCUUCAUUAUGUGAAGUUGCGAAACAAAGAUUCUCGGCUCAUAAUUGGAAAAAUGUUCAUGUUUUACUUGCUGAUGCUUGUGAUUUCCAAAUUGAUUAUCAAUAUGCUGAUUUAAUCACUUUUUCAUAUUCAUUAUCUAUGAUCCCAACGUUCAAUGCUGCCAUUGAUAAUGCGGUGAGUAAAUUGCACAAAGAAGGGGUGAUUGCUAGUGUUGAUUUUGGUAUUCAAAGUAAUGAUACUUCAAUGGGUAGGAUUAAUACUUUGGGUGGAUUGGUUAAUAGGAAUAUACCAUGGAUUUUAAGAAAUUUCUGGAGAAUUUGGUUUGAAGCUGAUAAAGUAUUUCUUGAUUCUGCAAGAAGAAAUUAUUUGGAAUAUAAAUUUGGUACCGUUAAAUCAUUAAAUUGUUAUAAUAAGGCAUUAGGUAAGAUUCCUUAUUAUAUUUGGAUUGGAUGUGAUAAAUCAAAAGCUCAACCACUUUUAAAUAGAUUGAAUUGUUUGGCUACCGAAUCACCAUAUUUAGCUCCAAGUGAUAGUCCAGUACAAGUUGAAAUCCCAGUAUCUAAAGGUCACGAGGCUGCUUUAAACAAUUUACAAAAGAAUUUACCAUUCCCAUCAAUCUAUUAUCAAAAGGAAGUUUGGAGAGUUUAUUAUGAUGAAUUAAAUCAUUUAUAUGAACAAUUCAAAAAUCAAUAUAUUUAUGCAUUCACUUGGGAAGAUCCAAGAGAAGAUCAUAAUAUUUUGAAAUUCAAUCGUGAUGAUACUGUUUUAGCUAUUACUUCUGCUGGUGAUAAUAUCUUAAGUUAUGCCAGUUUACCAGAACCACCAAGAAGAAUCCAUGCUGUCGAUUUAAAUCCAUCUCAAAACCAUUUAUUAGAAUUGAAAUUAGCUAGUUUCAAAAGUCUUAAUCAAGAUCAAAUCUGGCAAAUGUUUGGACAAGGUAAGAUUGAUAAUUUCAAACAACUCUUACUUGAGAAAUUAUCUCCCCACAUGUCAUCUAAUGCUUUCCAAUAUUGGAUGGAUAAAGGACCAGCUGCUUUCACUGGGACGGGGCUUUAUGAUACUGGUUCUACUAGAUGGGCUUUAAGAUUAUGUAAAUAUGUUUUCAAGAUUUGUGGAGUUUCCAAAUAUGUUGAUGAACUUUGUCAAUGUACAACCAUGACACAACAAUUAAGGGUUUGGAAUGAAAAACUUAAACCAGCUUUGUUUAAUCCUAUAGUUGCUACUUUAUUAGUUGGUAAUCCAAUCUUUCUAUGGAAGGCAUUGGGAGUUCCUGGUAAUCAAGCCGAUAUGAUGGGUCCUUCUGUACUCAAAUAUGUUAUUGAUACUUUAGAUCCACUUAUCAAUAGAUCCUUAAUUGCUAAAGACAAUUACUUUUAUUAUUUAUGUUUAAUGGGUAAAUAUACUAAAGAUAAUUGUCCUGAUUAUUUAACAACCAAAGGAUAUAAAAGACUUACAUCUGCCAAUAGAGUUACGAAUGAAAAUCCAAUCGAUAACAUUAGAUUACAUACUGAUACUUUAAAUGAUGUUUUCGCUAGAUUGAAUAAGAAAUCAAUCACAAUUGCUAUCAUUAUGGAUCAUAUGGAUUGGUUUGAUCCAAAUGGUACCGAUGCAAUUAAUGAAAUUAGUGCUGUGAAAAAAUGUCUUGCUAAAGGUGGUAGAGUUAUGUUAAGAUCAGCUUCUCAAAAUCCUUGGUAUAUUAAGACAUUUGAAUCCUUGGGAUUUAAAUGUGAAGCUGCUGCUAUUAGACAUAGUGGAGAAUGUAUUGAUAGAGUCAAUAUGUAUGCUUCUACUUGGGUUUGUACUAAGUUGGAUGAGGAGACCGACGAGGGAACUGGUGAACCUCGUAGAAUGAGUAGUUUAAAAAUUUAG
Messenger RNA from Hemisphaericaspora subhashii, 2307 nucleotides. It is a transcript of the gene BTA1, whose product is annotated as Bta1p. Lineage: Eukaryota; Fungi; Ascomycota; Pichiomycetes; Serinales; Debaryomycetaceae. The record is from RefSeq and is a predicted model, not a curated record. The transcript has a single exon. The coding region runs from base 1 to 2307 and encodes 768 amino acids.